AUCACGUGCGCGAACGUGACGGGUGUGUGUCGCGUUGUUCUGUUGUAUUAUUCACGCGUCACUUGACAGUUGUACCGUACUGAAUAAUGAUUAUAGACCGACACUGUGUAACGUAGUGAUUGUUGCUGUAUACUUGUACUUAUUUAAAUAGAUUUAGUUAUAAUAUAAAUAGAGCAAUGAACACUAUUGUAUGACGAAAAGCUUCAAAGAAAUUAUUAUAGAAUUUAAUUUCUAAACUUUAGUUGUGUGAAAUGCUGACAAGUACUAGCCCUUGAGUGUGUGUGUGUGUGUGUGUGUGCGAUGGCGCGAGGUGCUGUGGUGUCUUCGGCCAUACUCUUGUUGGUAGUGGAGACUGCGUAUGCACAUUACACGCCGACAUGGGCUGUCCACGUGCCAGCGGGAAAGCAGGCGGCAGAUGCUGUAGCCAGCGAUCAUGGUUUUAUCAAUCUUGGCGAGAUAUUUGACAACCACUAUCACUUUCAUCACAACUCUGUAGCCAAGCGGUCCAUCUCAGCCGCCCACGAACAUCAUGACAGGCUGGAGGGAGACACAAGAGUGCGGUGGGCGAAACAACAGCGCGCUCUCUCUAGAAAAAAAAGAGAUUUUAUACCUUUACACGAUUUUUCUUCCACAGCUGAAACAAAAACAUCUGACGUGCCUUCGCCAUCGUCUGCUACCAAACGCGACGCUGGCUCCAAAAGAGAUCUUCUACAGUCGCGUGUUAAAGGGCGGCCGCGACUUGCUGACUCAAAGUUCCUACUUAAUGACCCCAAAUGGCCCCAUAUGUGGUAUUUGAAUCGUGGUGGCGGUUUAGACAUGAACGUGAUACCGGCGUGGCGGGAAGGCAUCACAGGUCGUGGUGUGGUCGUCACCAUCCUGGAUGACGGAUUAGAGACUGACCAUCCGGACUUAGUCGCAAAUUAUGAUCCAAUGGCAUCGUACGAUGUGAACUCCCAUGAUUCGAACCCGCAGCCACGGUACGACACAAUCGACUCUAACCGCCACGGGACCAGGUGUGCUGGUGAAGUAGCAGCGACUGCUAACAAUUCAUUAUGUGCAGUAGGUGUUGCAUUCGGUGCUAGUGUUGGAGGUGUAAGAAUGCUGGAUGGAGACGUGACAGAUGCAGUGGAAGCUCGCUCUCUAAGUCUUAACCCCCAGCAUGUUGACAUCUACAGUGCUUCAUGGGGACCAGAUGAUGAUGGCAAGACAGUAGACGGUCCUGGGGAAUUAGCCACUAGAGCAUUUAUUGAAGGUGUGACAAAGGGUCGUAACGGCAAAGGGUCCAUAUUUGUUUGGGCAUCGGGAAAUGGAGGCCGCGAACAUGACAACUGCAAUUGCGACGGGUAUACCAAUUCAAUUUGGACGCUGUCCAUCUCUUCGGCGACUGAGCGAGGCGAGGUGCCCUGGUACUCCGAGAUGUGUAGUUCCACUUUAGCUGCCACGUACAGCAGCGGUGCUAUCAAUGAGAAACAGGUAAUAACUACGGACUUACGACAUUCGUGUACCGCGGGACACACGGGUACUUCGGCGUCUGCACCUCUCGCGGCUGGUAUCUGUGCUCUAGCACUACAAGCAAACAGAGACCUAACAUGGAGGGACAUGCAGCAUAUUGUGGUUAGAACAGCAAGACCCGAGCGCCUAAGUCUAGGAGGCGAGUGGAGAGUUAAUGGAGUUGGUCGGAAUGUGUCGCACUCUUUCGGCUAUGGUCUACUUGAUGCUGCAGGAAUGGUCAGACUAGCCAGGACUUGGAGAACUGUCCCACCACAGAGGAGAUGCGAAUUGGCUGCACCUAGAGUACAGAGAACCGUGCCACCGAGGUCCACAGUUACUUUGCAGCUUGACGUCGCGUCAUGUCCCGGCGUCAACUACCUAGAACAUGUACAAGCAAGAGUGACACUAUCGGCGUCACGUCGUGGAGAUCUGCGUAUCACGUUGUCUUCGCCAGCGGGCACUAAUGUCACCCUACUCGCACCAAGAGCUCACGACUCCUCGCGGUCGGGUUUCACCUCGUGGCCAUUUAUGUCUGUGCACAUGUGGGGCGAGUCGCCUCUGGGCAUCUGGCAACUCGAGGUUUCCAACGAAGGACGCUAUUUAGUAGCAGGUCCACUGACACAAUGGGAACUCAUAUUCUACGGAACAGAAUCCCCGGCGCAGGAGUUUGAUGCAUCAUCGGAGACCAAUUCUAUAGGAACUAACGCAGGACCACCGGUCACCGCUUGGAGCAGAUCCAACGAUAUUGAUGAAGACAUCGCUUUAGUGUGGCACGAUUCUCACGUGGGUCCUGAUGACAAUACACCGGUGCCGGACGCCGUUUCCGGUCAAAAACACGCGAGCAGCGGCUGCGCGUCAUACUCUACACCACCGCUGCAUCGCUGCCUAGAAUGCGCGAAGGGUUUGCACUUGUACGACGGGCGGUGUUACAAGCAUUGUCCGGCCGGUACAUAUGCCAGCGAAGUUCUAACUGAACGAAGCUCAAGAAGACGCAAUCUUACUUACUUUUUUGAGGGCUCCACUGGUGCCAGUGUCAUGAAACGUCAGGGCACUAACGCUCCAAAGCCAACUGCAUUCGAGGCUUUAGAUAUGGAACCUGUGGCUAGUCCAGAUACGUUUCCUUCAGUUUGUCUUCCGUGUCAUUACACCUGCGCCACUUGUUCUGGUCCUCAUGAGAAUCAAUGUACAUCGUGCUCCGAAGACGCUCAAAUUUACAACUUAACUGACGUUGAACUGAAGGUUUACUGCUAUCCUAAUACGAUUGUACCACAGCUGUACAGUGCUAACUGGCACUAUAGGCUGAAUAUUACUCUUUCCAUUGUUCUUUUUAUUAUUAGUUUUAUUUCUUUAUACUUUUUAAUUGCUUGUAUUCUAAGAAAAUACGGUUGUGGUUCUCACUACAAUUCAAAUAUUAAUGUAGCGUACGAUAGACUAUCAAAUGACGAUAAAAAUCAAAGCGCUUUAGAAAUUGAGGAUGAGAUUAAAAAAGCUCUUCACGAGUAUACUGAAAGUGAAUCAGAAGACGAUUUGAAUUUAUAGCGAUACUCGCAAUUUGCUAGUUUUCGUCGUGAAUAUUACGAAAUAGUCGAUCAACAUUAUGUUAGCGAUUAAUAACGUUUAUGAACACAAAAUGCAGGGCCUAACAUCGUGAUAUUAUAGAAUCGAUUGUCACAAUUCUAAUAGAUUUCGUUUGAUAGUUAUUUACUGUUGUAAGAAAAAGGAGUAGAAAAAUGACUGCAAAAUAUUUUCGUACAAAACUCUCUUUUAGUUGAUUUAUUAGAUUAGCACUCAAUAAUCCAAAGAGCUAUUUUGUUUCAAAUUCUAAGAUAUGUAUAACCUAACAAUCAUAAUGACUAAUUUCCUUCGAUAUCUUGAUAAAGUUAUUUUGAUUUAUGCAAAUCUUAUAUUUUUGAGGUUCUAAUUAUAAAUUGAUCUCCUUAUUUCUUACAACUCUUUUUCAGAAUGACAUUCCAUAUGUAUAGGUUUUAGAUAAAUAGGUUAAUUUAGACUUUCUGGUAAGUAUCAAGAAUUGAUAAUUUUAAGAAAAAGAUGGAUGAGAUGAUGGAUGAAUUAACAUGAAGACAUUAUAAAUAAUGCUUAAUAAUAUAAUUUACAGAGUUGCUCAAUGUAAAUCAUUAAUAUGAUUAUUAUUAACCAAUUUAUAACAAGAAAAGUAAGUAGUUGUAAUAAUAUGAUAAAGGAUUUGAAUGUAACAUAACUUUGAUCAGUACGUUAAUAAAUAUAUAAGGCUGUUACUUCUUUAAGCAGAGGGUCAUUUGUUAUGGAAGAUGAUGUAAUUUAUAUGUCGCCAAGACGCUCUAGCAUGAACAAUAAAUUCCUCCGUGAUCUUAGUACAUUCUUAAUAAGGUAGA
Molecule: messenger RNA, 3863 nt
Organism: Achroia grisella
Lineage: Eukaryota; Metazoa; Arthropoda; Insecta; Lepidoptera; Pyralidae
Gene: Fur1
Product: furin-like protease 1
Exons: 15
Coding region: 301-3030 (909 amino acids)
Biological process (GO): peptide hormone processing
Cellular component (GO): trans-Golgi network; Golgi membrane
Molecular function (GO): serine-type endopeptidase activity
Source: RefSeq, a predicted model, not a curated record